Molecule: messenger RNA, 6093 nt
Organism: Amyelois transitella
Lineage: Eukaryota; Metazoa; Arthropoda; Insecta; Lepidoptera; Pyralidae
Product: RNA exonuclease 4
Exons: 2
Coding region: 201-734 (177 amino acids)
Cellular component (GO): nucleus
Molecular function (GO): exonuclease activity; nucleic acid binding
Source: RefSeq, a predicted model, not a curated record
UGUUGUUCGUGUCCGUGCGUGUUUAUUUAUAAUCUAAUCGUCUGUGGUAUUGUCGUGUGCGUGCAAGCUUUUUAAAAAGCCUAGUGACAUUUUCUGAGAUUAAUAAUAGUCUAUGUAUCUUUUGUUGGUUUUACAAGCGGAGCUACCGUAGGUACCUAGUUAUUGUAAUUGUCAAUUAGUAAUUGUCUCAAUUUGUCAAAAUGGAGGAGUGUCAAGUUUUUGGUUUGGACGUGGAGAUGGUAGAAGUAGAGCCGAACUAUAAGAAGAGUGCGGCGCGCGUUUCUCUUGUGUCACAAGAUUUAAAAUGGUACUACGACAAAUAUGUCCGCCAGGACAGAAGAGUGUUAUGCUACAAAAAACCCAUUACCGGUUUGACAAAAGAAAUAUUACUCGGUGGCAAAUUACUGAAGAAUGUUCGCAGGGACGUUCUAAAACUUUUAAGGGAUUCCGUCGUUGUAGGACAUUCUAUUCAUUAUGAUUUUGACGUUUUACAAAUUGACGGGGACGAUUUAGACGAUAUCGAUUGUAUAGUACGUGACACAACUGAAUUUAGCUUCUUUAGAAAGGUCCGCGCUGAUGGGUCUACGCCGUCUCUAAAAGAGCUUGCACGCCAUUUCCUUGGAAAAAACAUUCAGCAGGGCGUCCAUUGCUCAGUGGUUGACGCUGCAACUGUUGUCCAAUUGUACACUAAAUAUGAAAGAGCUUGGGAACGUGAAAUAGAUUUGGAAUACUGAAAAAAAAUUAUUAAAAAAAAGUUAAAUAAAAGUAGGUAGGUAGGUAACGACCAAAUUUAUAAAUUGUAAUGGCAAUAUAUUAGUAUUCCACAGCGCCGAAUAGCGCCACCUACCACCGAAUCGAACUGAAUGUAAACUGAAUUUAUAAAGACCUCAUUAAUUUAUUAUUACAAGUUAAUAGCGUACAGUUCCCGAGUUCAAACGUCGCGUGGUGAUACGCUUAAAUAUUUCGCACUAUACCAUAAAAUCAGACUACUACACGUCAGUGUAACAUGAAAAUGGUACUAAGUAACAAAUUGUGAAGCUGGGUACACACUGUGCCAACCAAUGUUGAAUUUCGAAUGAACUUUGGCGUUGGCCAAACCGUCCGUAAAAAUCCGACCUAGGUGAAUAUUAUUCGAUUGGCACUGUGUGUACGCAGCUUUAGGCUGGUUUCAGCGUCGGCCGUUUAUAAUAACAUGGUUUGGUUUGUAAUGAAACGCGGUAGUCUUAGAUCGUAAAAUGAUCUAAGUUCACAGUGCUCCAGUUAGGCGCGUGAGUGGCCGGCGGCGCUAGCUUACACCGCGUCACUCUAAGGCCUCUUUCCAAUGGCGGAUUGUAAUAUCUGCCGCCAGUAGGCUGUUCAAAUGUUGCCGCCCGUUGUGAUGUCUGCAUUUCGAUACCCCACACGGAUAAAGUAAGGUGGAGGUCAAAUGUCACAUUUUAUAAUUAACAAACUAAAAAAUGUUAUAUUUUUAGUAGGUUUUUUUUUUAUUUCUGAUUGACGAAACAAAUUUUUGGGGCUAAAUUUGCUGCCACUUACUUAUUUGAAUUAAAACUACCUACAUAUAUUUUAAAAAGUUUUAAUCGAUUUACAAUUUCACGUGCAUCGAUUUUGUGAACUCCAGCAGAUCUUUAGUUUUCAUCCACGUUGGAUCAUCGCUCGGGAAGAUCCGACUUAUUAAAUUAACAAUGAACAUAGGAAAUUAAUUAUGUGUUAUUUACCUGUGUUUAAGUUAAUGUAUAGGUAGAUAUAUAACUGACUCAUUCAAGAAUGUGUAAGACUAUCGAAUAUUGUUCGAUGUAGGACGAUUUUCACCGUCUUGCCAGUUUUGGGUAGUCGGUAUCCUAAAAUAUUGAUUUUGGUCAUUUUAUUGCCUCUAAACACUUAUAUUUGUAAGUUUCGAGGUAAUAAUUUGACCAGGAGACUAAUUCACGACAGUUAAAUAAAAGGGCAAUAAUGUUUUUUUAAAUUCUAGAAGAAUAAAUUGUCUUUCAACGAUUGUGAAUAAAGUCUCUUACAGUGUAAACACUAGUCUAGUAAACGUCUUAGUGUAAACACUACAACUAACAUCUUUAACGAACAUUUUAUAUCUCAUUCCGUUUUUUACCCCAAAUUCCAAUUUAGAUUUUAAGAAAACAUUUAAAAGUUAAAAAAGGGCCAGAAUUCGCGAUAUUUAGCGCUUUCAGUGCCAAGUUGGCAGCACUGGAUAUCGCUACGACUUAAUGAUGUUGCAUAUCGUGCGUAGCGUUGAAAAUUCCGAAAGAAACAAAUUGUUUUUUUCGGUGAAAGAAACGUUUUUUCGUUUUUUACCGUUUUAUUGGUUUGUUACAUUGAAAUAUAUCAGAAUAAAACCUUGGGGAAAAAACGGUUUUAUUGAGAUUUUCGUCGUUUGUUUCGAAAAAUAAGAAAAAAACGAUUGGAAAACUAUAUAUAUAUAUUCUAUGUAUAAUUACCAAUUUUUAAAAUAAUGAUGCAUAUUGUAAGGAAAUCAAUACUUUUCCUAUCGUAUUUUUCCGUUUCUUUCAUAUUUUUCCGUUUUAUUAAUAAAAAACAUGAAAUAUUUCAUUCUUAUCUUUCUUGAAACUUUCGUAAAAAACUUGUAUAAAAACGAGGGAAUUUGAAAAAAACCGGAAAAUUUCCCGCUUUUUUCAACCCUAAUCGUGCGACAACGAGUCAGUCGCGCGAAACGCUGCACUCAGGCUUUUUAAUUUAUAGACGUUUACCUAAGUCGUUACGAGUAGGUAGGUAUGUGCAGCCGAAGUCUUGCGAAAUAUGCGCGAGCUCUAAAGCUUAUUCAGGGAGCCUAAGCCCUUUAGUAUUAGUCUCUCUCUGAACGAGCCAAUUUAAUGAAUAAUGUUCCUUUUGAUUUUACUUUUUGUACGUGUGAUCUAAAUAGUGGCUUUUUAUUCCUGUGCCAUUUAGUGACAAGUGACAUUAAAAUUUAAACCGUGUUUAGCGCCAUCUGUUGUUCCUUUUUGGAACUGUUAUCGUAGUGUGAGUCUGUGCAAGUACAAGAAAUUAAACGAAAUGACAGAUUUUUUGCAACUUUUUAUUAAUUAGGUCGACUAAAAUAUAAUACCUAAUAGGCCUAAGAAAUAUUAAAAAAAUUGCAUUUAGUGCUCGCACUUGAAAGCAAAAUGUUUGCCUAUCAGCGGUAACACUACGGAACAAAUAAAAAUAAAUCAAAAUUGUUAGUAACAAUGCUUCUAAAUUCAAAACUUUUAUUAAUUAAUAUGGGCCUCUUCAAUAUCACUUAAUAAUAGUCACAUCUUUUUUUGUUUCACAACAUUGGUUGACGUCAAAUAAAUUACUUGAACUAAGUUAACUGCCGCUUCCAAGGCGUCAGUGCAGAAGAAGCGAUAACAAACUGCACUGCAGCAUUUUCUUCCCUAACAUCGCUUGGAUUAGAUAACUUACAUAAAAGCGUAGGAUAUAAGAAGGUUGUGUAUGAUUUGCGUUUGUAAAUAUUUAAACUAAUUUUACUUUCAUGUCACACAUCAUUGGCACAUAUUUCAUUAAAACCAGGCUACGUCAAAAUAUAAAGGUUUUUUUCUGCGGUUCUUGUAUUGUUUUGUGACCACACUAAAUGCGUUAAGGGAGUUAACGCAUUUAGUGUAAAUGCGUUAAGAGAAAUAACGCAUUUAGCGUAAAUUACCGCAAAAUUUGGGCAACGAAAUGAUACACUGGCUGCUUUUUUUCCCUUAAAAAUUUUGGCGUAGAUAUAGUUUGUAUUUUCUUUUAAUUAAGCAAUAUAUUCAAACUUAAUUUUAAUUAAGCAAUAUAUUAAAAGUUAAUUUAGACUUAUUAUCUAAGAAACAAUAAAUAUAUAACAACUAGCUAUACCAAAUUACAUAUUACCUACCUUUGCUAUGAUGUAAUAUGUUCUAUCAUACAUACAUACAUAUAGUCACGUACACCCCUUGCAGGGUAGAUAUAGCCAACCCAACAGGCAGUGCAAAAGUCUGACAGUCCACGUUCAGCUAUUUGGCUUGAUGAUAUAAUUGACAAUAUUCAAAUAGUGACAGGUUGCUAUCGCCUAAAAGAAGAAUGCCAAUAUAAGCCUAUCUCUUAAUCGCCUUUUACGAUAUCCAUGGGAAAGAGAAGGUAUGGUCCUAUUAUUUUUUUAUUGGUGCCGUUAAAAAAUAACACAGACAAAGACAAACCUCUAUGGUUUUCAGUGCUUUUAACUUGGUUAUGUAACCAACCAUGUAUAAUAAUUAUUUUUUUCACUUUGUGUAGGUACCUACAUCUUAUCUGAUGUACCUAAGGAGAUUGUUCCUUUAUCUAUAUUGGAAAUAAUAUGUAAAAACAAAGAAUAGAUCUAAGUGCAUUGUAUUGUAGUUAGGUAGGGGUAGGUAUUAUGUUUUUUAAGUUCCGAUAAAUUUAUGAUUUCGUUUGGGAAUACUCAAUAAUGUUGUAAUCCUUUAUUCUUAAUAUGACUUACAAUCAAUACUUACAUAUCUCUAGUUAGGGCUUGAAUUACCUAGUUUGUAUUAUAAAAGGCACUCAAGUUAGAGCUAAUUUUAAACUUUCUCGUUGCAUUAUAAAUAUUUACUACAGUUUUCUUUAUAAAUACUUAGGUACUACAGGUAUUAAACGCGCACGUAAUUUACCGUUAUUUUAUUUCGGAAAAUUGUAACAUGAUGCGACACGUUCGAGAUAAUAUAAAGGUACAUUACAUGCGCGUUUAAUACCUGUAGUAAGUACUUAUUUAUAAUUAGCGAUCUAUGUAGUUAUUCAUUCAUAUAUGUUGCCUCACUCAAAUCACACCAAGGACAUGGGUGCAUGUAGAUAUUGCAAACACGGUGAUGUAAGCGUGGUCAAUAAUGAUCCUACUACUAUUAAAAAGGCGAAAGUUUGUAUGGAUGUAUGGAUGUUUGUUACUCUUUCACGCAAAAACUACUGAACCGAUUACCAUGAAAUUUGGUAUGUAGGUAGCUGAAGACCCAGAAUAACACAUAGGCUACUUUUUAUCCCAGAGUUCCCGCGGGAUUGAUAGGGUUUCCAUGCGGACGAAGUCGCGGGCGGCCUCUAGUAUUUAAAUAAAAUUGGUCAAGUGUGAGUCAGAAUCGCGCACAAAUGGUUCCGUUCCAUCGAUAUUCAGAGUACAAAAAAUCGUGUAAUGUUUAGAGCAGAAAUAAGUAAAUACCACGUUUGUUGAAUCACCUUAAAUACAUAUCCUACUAAUAUCAUAAAUACGAAAGUUUGUGAGUAUGUCAGUAUGGAUGUUUGUUACUCCUUCACGCAAAAACUAGUGAACCGAUUACGAUGAAUUUUGGUAUGUAGCUAGCUGAAGACCCAGAAUAACAUAUAGGCUACUUUUUAUUACGGAGUUCCCGCGGGAUUGAUAUGGUUUCCAUGCGGAAGAAGUCGCGGGCGGCCUCUAGUUUUGUUAUAAUUCUAAUGUUUAAUAGCUGUUUGCUUUUUUAAGAGCCACAAUUGUGAAUGAUGUAUGAAUUUCACUGUCUAUCUAUUGAGGUACAAGUAGGUACCUACUGGUGACAGUCUUGACGAAAUAGGAACCCGUUUUUACCAUUUUCGUGAGGAACCCUAAAAAUUGAAUAUUUUUCGAAUAGAAUCAUAUUAAUAAACAUAAGGCAUGAUUAGCCAAUGACGUAACUACAGUGCCUUAAUAUGUGUGCCUAUGUUAGAUGUAUCUUUUAUUAUUACAUAACAACUUGUUAAUAAUGUGCCUUCAAAGAAAACAUUUUUGUAAGAUUUGUAAUACUUAAAUAAAGCAUUUGAAACUUAAGUUUUUUUAGGAAACAUUUGAUUUAGGGUAUGAGUAUACAGUAAAGAUCCUAAUAUUAAGCCAUAUAUUACAUAGAUCUUUUAUUAUUACAUAACAACUUGUUAAUAAUGUGCCUUCAAAGAAAACAUUUUUGUAAGAUUUGUAAUACUUAAAUAAAGCUUUUGAAACUUAAGUUUUUUUUAGGAAACAUCAGUUUUAGUGUACGAGUAUACAGGAAAGAUCCUAAUAUUAAGCCAUAUAUUACAUAGAUCUUUUAUUAUUACAUAAUAACUUGUUAAUAAUGUGCCUUCAAAGAUAACAUUUUUGAAAUCUUGUAAUACUUGAAUAAAGCUUUUUGAAACUUA